AUGACCUCCCACGAAACCGAGCUGACUGAAAAACAACCACGUGAUCUGCCCAAUUCCAACUUUUGCCGAAACCUCCCAAUUCAUCGCAGGGACCCGGACGAUAUCGCGCAGCACGCUCACCACGACCACAACCGAUUACAUCCAUCUACCCACGAGGACGACGACAAGAUGGUCUCUCUCGCCCCCUUCAUCGUCAAGCGGCCUUGGCUCCACAAGCUGAUGAUGCCCAUCAGCAAGUGGUACGUUAACGCCGCCGGGUACCGCAAGAUGGGUUUGAGAUACGACGAUCUCUACGAGGAGGAGCGCGAGGCCGUCCAGAUUGCCCUCAACCGUCUUUCGCCCAAGGAGGCCUACGAGCGCGUCUACCGCAUUCGCCGUGCUGCGCAGUGCAGCUACCAGCACAAGCUCCUUCCCAAGAACGAGUGGAUCAACGACCAGACCGACGUUCCCUACCUCGCCCCCAUCAUCAAGCAAGUCGAGGCCGAGCUCGCCGAGAAGGACGCACUGGACGCCGCGACUGUGAUCCGCAAGGCGCACUAA
This is a messenger RNA of Emericellopsis cladophorae, 540 nucleotides long. RefSeq names its product Cytochrome b-c1 complex subunit-like protein. NCBI's taxonomy places the organism in Eukaryota, Fungi, Ascomycota, Sordariomycetes, Hypocreales, Bionectriaceae. The transcript is spliced from 3 exons. Gene Ontology annotation, biological process: mitochondrial electron transport, ubiquinol to cytochrome c. The record is from RefSeq and is a predicted model, not a curated record. The coding region runs from base 1 to 540 and encodes 179 amino acids.